Labrus mixtus (cuckoo wrasse) is the source of this 2973-nucleotide messenger RNA. RefSeq names its product estrogen receptor 2a (gene esr2a). Bases 669 to 2363 code for a protein of 564 amino acids. The record is from RefSeq and is a predicted model, not a curated record. Gene Ontology annotation, molecular function: sequence-specific DNA binding; zinc ion binding; nuclear estrogen receptor activity. Lineage: Eukaryota; Metazoa; Chordata; Actinopteri; Labriformes; Labridae. The transcript is spliced from 9 exons. Gene Ontology annotation, biological process: estrogen receptor signaling pathway; cellular response to estradiol stimulus; regulation of DNA-templated transcription. Gene Ontology annotation, cellular component: nucleus.
CGUCUCUGGCAGAAAGCGACAGCCGUGUCUCAUAUGAAGGCUAUCUGACAGAGGGUGAAGUUUACUCCGCGCUCGGCCUUUCUGCUGCUCGUAACAUCUCUCCAAACUCUUUCUCCUCUCACUUCUCCAAACUCACGACACCUCGACGGGACCACACGCUGUCAUACUCACAACUUUUUCCUGCAACUCUGUAAGCGGUGAACAGGCUCUACUACACGUAUGACUCCAUGUGCUACACAUUUAUGAUGUGACGCCCAUGGCUGUAUCGAUACUCAGCACUGAACUUCUUCCCUGCUGCGCGCUGGACGGACUGCAGACUGCAGACCUGUGCAUUCACGGCGCUUCUGGAUUCUAUCAAAACUCUUUCUGCUUGACGGGAUGGUAAUGUAAUCCAUCUCCACACUGGCAUUUCACGAUCCGCUGAGAGACUUUAAAUCCAGCUUCGGGGUUUGACUGAAUAAUCCAGCUGUCUGGGAAUUGACCAUGUGAGCUCAUUAGUAACAUUAAACUCCGCUGGCCUGUGUGUAGGUAGGCCUGCUGGUCUGUACUUCUAUCUCACAGUCUUUACUCCUAAAUCAUGACAAUCCCCCAGUAAAGUUGACACCAGGGAAAAUGACUCGAUUCUAGGUGAUAGUCUUUGUCGACGAUGUGGUAAUCGCGUAGCAGCGAUGGCUGUCGCCACCCCCCCAGAGAUGGAUCAACCUCUCCUCCAGCUCCAGAAAGUGGACUCGAGUCGACUCGGGAGUUGUGUCCUCUCUCCUCACCUCACCUCCCCCUCAGAAAAAAGCCAGCCCAUCUGCAUCCCCUCCCCGUACAACGACCUCAGCCACGACUUCGGCGCAAUGCCCUUCUACAGUCCAACCAUCUUCAGCUACGCCGCUCCGGGAAUAUCGGACUGUCCGUCCGUCCGGCAGUCGCUGAGCCCGUCAUUAUUCUGGUCCAGCCACGGCCAUGUCAGGCCCCACGUACCUCUCCACCACUCCCAGGCACGUUCUCAGCCCGUUCAGCCGAUACAGUCUCCGUCCAAAUGGGUGGAGCUGUCGCAGCUGGACGCCGUCUUAUCAACCAGUCAGAAUGUGAGGAGGCGUUCUCAGGAGAGCGAGGAGGAGGUGGUGUCGUCCGGUGGGAAGGGGGACCUCCACUACUGUGCCGUGUGUCACGACUACGCCUCAGGGUACCACUACGGCGUCUGGUCGUGUGAGGGGUGUAAGGCCUUCUUCAAGAGGAGCAUCCAAAGACACAACGACUACAUCUGCCCCGCAACCAAUCAAUGCACUAUAGACAAAAACCGCCGCAAGAGCUGCCAGGCGUGUCGCCUUCGCAAGUGUCAUGAAGUCGGCAUGACCAAGUGUGGUAUUCGUAAGGAGCGUGUGAACUUCAGGACCCCUCAGACGAGGCGCGUGACCCGCCCACCGCCACAGAGCCGAGCCAAUGGACCCGCUCUGUCGACCGGAUCAGCGGCGGCCUUGUGGAGCGGGCCCAGCCCUUCUGCACUGACCCCAGAGCAGCUGAUAGAGCGAAUAAUGGAGGCGGAGCCGCCGGAGAUCUACCUCAUGAAGGACGUGAAGAGGCCGCUGAACGAGGCAAACAUCAUGAUGUCGCUCACCAACCUGGCUGACAAAGAGCUGGUUCACAUGAUCAGCUGGGCCAAGAAAAUUCCAGGGUUUGUGGAAAUCAGUCUCCAGGACCAGGUGCACCUGUUGGAGUGCUGCUGGUUGGAGGUGCUGAUGGUGGGACUGAUGUGGAGGUCCGUGGACCACCCAGGGAAACUUAUCUUCUCCCCCGACCUCAGCCUGAGCAGAGAGGAGGGGAGCUGCGUGCAGGGCUUCUCUGAGAUCUUUGACAUGCUGGUCGCCGCCACGUCCAGAGUGAGAGAGCUGAAGCUGCAGAGGGAGGAGUACGUCUGCCUCAAGGCCAUGAUCCUCCUCAACUCCAACAUGUGCCUCGGCUCUUCAGACACCAGCGAGGAGCUGCAGAGUCGCUCGAAGCUAAUGCGUCUUUUGGACACUGUGACGGACGCUCUGGUGUGGGCCAUCGCCAAAACUGGCCUCACUUUCCGCCAACAGUACACCCGCCUCGCCCACCUGCUCAUGCUGCUGUCACACAUCCGCCAUGUCAGCAACAAAGGCAUGGACCACCUCCACUGCAUGAAAAUGAAGAACAUGGUGCCUUUGUACGACCUGUUGCUGGAGAUGUUGGAUGCUCACAUCAUGCACAGCUCCCGUCUCCCUCCCCGCCCACCCCAGCAGGACUCCGGGGGCCCGAACGAGGCUCCCGCUCGGCCACACAGCCCCGGUCGCGGGCCCUCGAACACCUGGAUCCCCAGCAGCACGGCAGCCGCAGGAGACGGCGAACAGCAGUAGUCCAGUGAAGUGAAAUCUUAAAACGCUUUGCACAUUUCACAAGACUGAUGAGACUUUUUUACUGGAACAUUCUGCAGAGCACACACGUCUGUGAAUUUAAAGCUUUGAUACUCUUGUGCACUAACUCUGAUGAACUUUUUGAAUCAGAUUGACCAAACCUGCCAUAUCCAUUGCCUUACCACAACAUACGGAAAGAGGACGAUAAACAUCCUCAUUUGUCCAGUAGCACCAGCACUUGCUCAAAUGUUUGUGUUCUAUGUUGCUGCCUUAAUUGUCUCGGGCCGAGCUGCUUAUUUCGCAUCAUUACUUCAUCAGUAACAUCUUUUCUAACCAGACUCACUGCUGUCACAAUUUUCUGAUUACACAUACCUGGUGUUCACCUGGAGGUCUGACUGAGAAUGCGACUUAUGAGAAGAUAAUCUGGCUAUAAAAACAUAGGUACCCCUUUGUUUUAACGUGCAUAUCCAUGAACCUCAGCUAAAUGAUGACACGCAUACGGAGAGAUUUUAUUAUACUGGUUCAUUGUGUGCAUUACCUUUUUAUUUCUGGAGUCACAGGAUUUUAUAACUACGUGACAUAUUACCUUAAUGUGGUAAAAGAUUAAAUAAAA